Ruditapes philippinarum (Manila clam) is the source of this 2372-nucleotide messenger RNA. Its product is annotated as bile acid-CoA:amino acid N-acyltransferase-like. The transcript is spliced from 9 exons. Gene Ontology annotation, biological process: fatty acid metabolic process; acyl-CoA metabolic process. NCBI's taxonomy places the organism in Eukaryota, Metazoa, Mollusca, Bivalvia, Venerida, Veneridae. The record is from RefSeq and is a predicted model, not a curated record. Bases 353 to 1708 code for a protein of 451 amino acids. Gene Ontology annotation, molecular function: fatty acyl-CoA hydrolase activity.
UUUUAUGCUGGUGAGAUACAAAACAUGCAAAACAUAUAUAAACAGUGAGUACAUAAAUUUACAUUGUACUGGGUUUAAAGGUGUUUGGAUUUUUUCAUAUCUUUGUUUACAUGAUUAUAUGUGUGUCUCGUGAAUUGACUUAUUUAAAAAUAUAGGGCACGUUAUAGAAAGAGGAAACUUAACACGGGUUAAAUUUUAGAAUGCAAGUAGGCCUUAAUUAUUUUGAUGAUUUUACGUGUGCGUCGUAAAUAGAAAUCAGGUAAAAAUGUAGGUCACUGUAUUUUAUUUACGGAUUAUAUCUUAGGAUGCAAGGUAAUGUAGUAGGAGAGCAAGCUAGAAUAGUUACACCGUAAUGAAGUCCCUGAAACGUUUAGAAGUACUUCAGAAACAUAUAAAUGCUUCAACUAGAGAAUGUUCGACCGGCUCGACCAGGGCCGAUGAACCGUGUAUAUCUGUGGCGCCCCCUGUCGGUAUGGUCGAUGAAAAAGUCGCAAUACAUAUACGUGGUCUGACUGCUGGCCAGGUGGUCACGGUCGUUGCAGAAGUUGUUGAAAAUGGAAUGAAGUUCGAAUCCCGCUGUGUUUAUCAAGCUGACAGCAAGGGUGAAAUAGAUAACUUUACUACAAAUUCAAUAGGCGGUUAUUUUAAAGGAAUCGAACCAAUGGGUUUGUUUUGGAGUCUUAAAUGUUUAUCCGCACCAAAUCAGUCAGCUAGACUUGUCAAAAAAGACGUCAGCUCACCAAUGAAAUUCGAUAUCAAAGUUUAUUCGGACGCUCACGAGGAACCAAUGUUGUCUGGUAAUCCCAUAGCAGCGACAAAAGUUGAAAGGUUAUACAAAAAUCCAGGGGUCAAACGAAUACAACUUACAGGAAAAUUUAAGGGAACAGUCUUUAUACCAGAAGGGAAAGGUCCGUUUCCUAGUUUGGUAGACAUGUUCGGUGGAUUGGUCAGUAUCAUUGAGACACGUGCGGCGUUGUUGGCGUCACAUGGUUACGUUACUAUGGCGUUAUCUUAUAUGCACGUGAGAAGCAAACCUGGCUUUGAAGACAAACUUGACGUAGACCUCGUUUACGUGAAGGAAGCAUAUGAGUGGUUGAUGGAACAAGAUUAUGUUGACACAAACAGACUUGGUGCUGUCGGUUUAUGUUACGGUGGGAUGCUGGCGUUAACUCUAGCUUAUCUUAUACCACAAAUCAAAGCUGUUGUCAAUAUAAAUGGGCUGUCUGUGACUCCUGUCAAAGUAUGGUUCAAUGAACUCUAUCCGUCAUGGCCUGACAAUAAUAGGGCGUAUUUAACAGAUGAAGGGUUAGUUGUAAAAGAUGGAUUUUAUUUAGAAGAGAAGAAGUUUCCUGUUGAAGCUUGGAGACAUGGUGCGAAGAUUCUCGUUAUAGCUGGUGAAGACGACAAACAAAUUGACCCUAAAACACAAACAUAUUUCUAUGAGCUUUGUCCAAAUGAGUUUAAGCACCUGGUUGAAGUGUAUAGGUACCCCGGAGCCGGUCAUUUAAUAGAGCCACCGUUCUCCCCUCAUGCUCGGGCGACAAAUCCGGGUAGAAAAAGAAUGGCAACUUCUGAGGCUGUUCCAAAACAAUAUCGUGACGCGGAUAUAAUGAACGGUGGGUGGACCGAACCGCAUGCACAUGCCCAGGAAGAUUCUUGGAACCGUACACUUAAAUUCUUAGAGCAAAAUGUGAAACAAAGGAGAUAAUUGAAUUUGAAAUAAUAGUGGAAAUGUGGAACAAAGGUGACGAUUAAAUGUGAAACAAAAGUGAAAAUGUGAAACAUGGGGGAUAAUUAAAUUUGAAAUAAUAAUGGAAAUGUGAAACAAAGGUGACAAUCAAUUGUGAAACAAAAGUGAAAAUGUGCAACAUGGGGGGUAAUUGAAUUUGAAAUAAUAAUUGAAAUGUGAAACAAAGGUGACAAUCAAUUGUGAAACAAAAGUGAAAAUGUGCAACAUGGGGGGUAAUUAAAUUUAAAAUUAUAAAUAGUGAAAAUAUGAAACAAAGGUGAAAAUUAAAUGUGAAACAAAAUUGGAAAUGUGAAACAUGGGGGAUAAUGAAAUGGGAAACAAAAGAUAAAUGGAGAACAGUAACUGUUAACGACAAGUUCUUAAGUUGUACAUGUUUUAAUAAUCAGAUGAUAUUCAUAAGCAGUGGAAGAGGAUAAUUUCAUAAGAGCAAGGACGGAGAAGGUGAAACAAUAUGAUAAUCAAAUGUAAAUUUAGGGAGAAAUUUUUUUUUAAAUUUAACAGUCGUGUUGCGUCACCCAUAUGAAAUAUUUGUCUAACUGAAGUCAAGUGAUAAUUAUAACUGUGCCAUGUACGCAAACUUGUGCAAUAGGUGAUAUCAUAGAAAAUCUUUUUAUUUCAAGGU